AUGAAGUGCAAGAAGAUGCUAGAGGAGUUGAAUGUCAAGAUAUCUCUCAUGGACGCAAUUCAGAUGAUUCCUUCAAUGCGCAGUCUAGUGAAGGGGCUGAUCUCUGAGAAAAUCUCUGCAGACAGCGAUAUCAUGAUGGUCUCAAAAGAAUGCAGCACAGUCCUUCAAAACAGAACAGUCAGGAAAUUGGAAAAUCCUGGAAAAUUUUUCCUCUCGGUUCAUAUUGGAAAAACAUUGUUCGCAUGUUCUUUAUGUGAUCUAGGUUCCAGUGUGAAUCUCAUGCCCUACUCAGUUGCAAAACGCAUGGGACUAACCAAUUUCAAGCCAACCAGGAUCUCACUGGUGUUCGCAUACAGAUCAGUCAAGUUACCAAUAGGUGUUCUCGAAGACCUGCAAGUUCAAAUUGGCAACACCACUGUUCUGGCGGAUUUCGUGGUUCUGGAGCUAGAAGAUGAACCGAAAGACCCUCUCAUUCUAGGUCGACCCUUCGUAUGCACAGCUGGUGCAAUCAUUAAUGUGCGCAAUGGGAGAAUCGAUCUCCAACUAGGAGAUAUUGUCAUGAAGUUUGAGAUGGACGAGCUGCUCAAACGACCUAUGCUAGAUGGUCAGAACUUCACGAUUGACGACGAGAACGCCGCCUUGACCCCUCAACAAGGGAUGAUCGAAGAAAUACUAGUGGAUGAUCCUUUGGAAGUAGCUCUGACACGAGCAGAGUCUGAGCAAAACACGAGCAACAUUGAUGCUGAUGGGUACGAGAAGAUGCUUGAUUCGGGUAAAAGCAUUGAGAAGAUGGUCACUUUCCUAAGUCUGGGGGAGACGAGCAAUCAGCCUCCACCAAAAGGAGCAACUGUUCCUAAACAAGGUAACAAACCGGCCAGACUGCUCGAUGAUUCCUGGAGCGAACUCAAGGCUCCAAUGAUCGAAUUAAAGUCCCUCCCAGCGGGGAUCAGGUAUGCGUUUCUUGGACCUAAUUCCACAUAUCCUGUCAUUAUGAACUCUGAACUCAAUAAUGUGGAAACUGCUAAACUCUUGUGUGAAUUGAGAAAAUACCGUAAGGCAAUAGGGUAUUCAUUAGAAGAUAUUCCUGGAUUUUUGAUAGCAAGUGGGUUAGUCAUGUUCAUGUAG
Brassica napus (rape) is the source of this 1125-nucleotide messenger RNA. RefSeq lists its product as uncharacterized. NCBI's taxonomy places the organism in Eukaryota, Viridiplantae, Streptophyta, Magnoliopsida, Brassicales, Brassicaceae. The record is from RefSeq and is a predicted model, not a curated record. The transcript has 2 exons. Bases 1 to 1125 code for a protein of 374 amino acids.